AUGUUCGCAGCUAUCGCAUCAGGGAACCCAUUACAAUCAUCUGUCGAAGUAGCCAAUUCGAAUGGACUACAACAUACAAUUGUUUUAUCAUCAACGAAACCUAAAUCCUAUUCACAUAUAACAUUAUUUAUAUUACCCAAUGUUACAUUUCCACCUAAUUAUCUAGCGACGGUAUAUUUCAAACUGGGACCCCUAGAAGAAUUCAAAUUAUUUGGUUAUUUAAGUGCUGAGAAACCUAGUGCUAUAUUUAAAGUCAAAUUACCAAAUUCAAGCUCUACAUCACAAACCAAUGGAUAUGGAGAUGGUCUGGGAGAGAUUGAUAUGGAUGAAGAUGCUGAGCCGAAUAUUAAUGGAAUGAAUGCUCAAAACAAUAGUAAUAAUAUAUCCGAAUUAAUAAUAGGGAUAUCCAUUGAACCUAGAGAAGAGGGAAUGACGAAAUUACAAGAAUGGAAGAAUCAAAUGAAUGCACAAAGAAGCGAAGGGAUGUCAGAAUCCUCGAUGGCAUUGACAAGACCGUUAAUGUCUAGUAGGAAUAUAGCGACAGCAGGUCAACUUGCCAGAGUAUAUCCAGCUCUAACACAGGAAUUGGCCGCUAAGAUUGUUCAACAUGCAUAUAAUUAUCUAUCAGGGUUUCUGGAUUCAGCUGGUAAUGUGUCCAUUAAGAGGUUUGAUACCUGGUGGGAUAAAUUCAAGAAAAGAUUAGCCAAUGAUGGUACCUUUUUGGACGAAGUUACAAGUAAUUAG
This is a messenger RNA of Naumovozyma castellii, 744 nucleotides long. RefSeq names its product Opi10p (gene OPI10). The record is from RefSeq and is a predicted model, not a curated record. Bases 1 to 744 code for a protein of 247 amino acids. Lineage: Eukaryota; Fungi; Ascomycota; Saccharomycetes; Saccharomycetales; Saccharomycetaceae. The transcript has a single exon.